This is a messenger RNA of Drosophila navojoa, 2904 nucleotides long. It is a transcript of the gene Reck, whose product is annotated as Reversion-inducing-cysteine-rich protein with kazal motifs. The record is from RefSeq and is a predicted model, not a curated record. Gene Ontology annotation, molecular function: protein binding; metalloendopeptidase inhibitor activity. Gene Ontology annotation, biological process: extracellular matrix organization. Gene Ontology annotation, cellular component: plasma membrane. NCBI's taxonomy places the organism in Eukaryota, Metazoa, Arthropoda, Insecta, Diptera, Drosophilidae.
CUAGAUACAUAUGUAUAAUUUACUUACAACAGGCUUGCCGUGAGGUUUUUGAGCCCCCGAAUGAAACUGGAUCCGCAAACACCGAUAGUAAAUUGGUGGAUGAGACAUGUGGGGAACGAAAUGCUGAUGUGCUGCAAUGCAUUCACAAUCGCACGGAUAUGACCCCGCCUGUAGACAUUGAGAAAUACUUGCCAUGCUGUGCGUUCAGUCACGAGGAGAAGUGCCACCAAACAUGCACGAAUGUGCUACAUGCAUCCAAGUUGAAGCAAAGAGCCGAGCGCAGUGACGUGGUCUUUGCGCGCCUUGAGGCAGGCUGCGGACUCCCGAUGCCCCAUCUGCCCUUUUGGCAAUGCUUCCUGACGGUGACUCGCAAAUUGUAUGUGCCCUCGCAGGAGGGGCGAACGAGGCAGUGGCGCCCUGAGCUGUCCUCCCAGGGCGUUGACAACGAGGACCCUAACAAACUGGGCAUCGAUGCAGCCAAGCGUCAGUGUUGCGAGCAUGCCAGCAGCCACAAGUGCCGCCGCCUGUGCACCCAGAUAUUCACCAACGAUUGGUGGGAGACACGCGCGAGCUUCGACACCGAGUGCUUGGAGCAGCCCGCUGAGAUGGAUCUAAGGCGCUGCAUUGAGAGCGUAGACGCGCCCUGUGAGCUGGGCUGUCGUGGACUGAGUUUUUGCAGCAAUUUCAAUAAUCGGCCAACUCAGCUGUUUCGCAGCUGUUCGCCCGCGCAUGAUUCGGCCGCCCGGGAAGAUUUCUCACUGUUGCAGCAGCGCGGCUUCAUUCGUGUCUUGGGUCAGGAGCUUUACAUAAAGAACACAACGCGCUGCGCCCCUGACAAAUGGCAAGCGCUGGUCUGCGCCUUACAGUUGCAGCCUUGCACCCGGGUCGGUCUGUACAAUGGGAUUUGCAGAGAGGAUUGCACGGAGCUACUGGACGAGUGCCUGGAUUGGACUAGACAGCCGCAGCGGCCUCAAGCGAUUUGCGACCGACUGCAGCCGCCCUCAGGGAUGGAUGACGGAGAAGACCCAAUGCCGUGCAUAUCACUACGGGGUUAUCUGAAAGAGAACGAUCCAGCUGAAGUGCGGAACGAGGGAUCGGGCAGGAUGGAUUUGGCCGUCAAUUCUCCCUGCACCUUUAAGCCCUGUAAUGCCAGCGAGGUGUGUGUGCCCCAGCGAAACGGUAGCCAGGGGUAUUCCUGUGUUCCGGGCUGCAGCCUGGGACAGGCCUCUACUCUCAACGUGCCAUUUGGGGCAUACGUCCGGGUUCGCAAAAUAAGCAGCCCCCGCAGUGGUAUUGGGCUGGCGAGUAAUCAGUUGCUGAGUGUGGAGCAUGUAGUGUGCCGUUGUGGCAUUCGUGGCAACGUGGAUCAGUGUCAGCCGCUGCCCAGCUACACCCAUGUGCACUGUGUGCUGCCUGGUGGGCGAAGCUUUCGCCACGGCUCAUCCUUUUAUCUAGAGUGUAAUCUGUGCAGCUGCUUUGCCGGUGAAAUAACAUGCACCAAGCAGCAGUGCCGCCUGCCAGGCUAUGUGGAUGUGAACUACACCAGCUUGCCGUGCAACUGUCCUGCCCACUACGUGCCCGUCUGUGGGGCCAAUGGCAACACCUAUCCAUCGGCUUGUGUGGCUAAGUGCCUGGGCUUGCCCGAGAACGGUUUUGUGUACGGAGCCUGUAAUGCCCGAAAUGCCUGCCAGUCAGGGUCUACUAGCUGUCCGUCCGGCACUCAGUGUCUGGAGAAGCGUCAAGUUUGCCUUUCCAGCAUGCAGAGGCCGUGUCCACAAUAUAUUUGCGUGAAUGUCUCGUCUUCUGGAUGUGGGAUUCAGCACCGGCAACAGCUGUGCGAUACGGCGGGUAAGACUCACCCGAACGCCUGCUCCCUGCUGCAGGGUCACUCUCAGCUAGCCUAUUGGGGUGCAUGUCGGCCGGAGUACGAGGCGAGAAAUGAGUUGUCUGAGCUAGUCUGCGGCACUAACGGAGUAACCUAUCGGAGUAGCUUUGCUGCUUUGGCCGACUUUGUGACUGUCGACUACGUGGGUCGCUGCCGUGAGGUGGGACUGCUUGUCAGCGACAUGGGACGGCGCUGCAAGACGGUGCAAUGCCCAAACCUUCCCUCUAAGCAUUGCCUACAGAUAGUGCCACCUGGGGCUUGCUGCCCGAUCUGUGGCGGCGCCGCAUUUCGGAUCAUAUACUCCCGCAAGCAACUGGACCGAGCCUAUUAUGCACUUCGUGGCCAGCACAGCUCUCUGCUGACUUUACAUGGCAUUCUGCAGGAGAUCGAUCACUUGGUUCAAGUCAGCGACUGUCAGCUGACCGGCUUUCUCACCAUCGAGGUGGGCAUCUUUGUGGCGCUCGUCCCUCGUGGCCCUCCAACCUUACUGCAGGCAAAAGUGUGCGCUACAGAAGCGGAGAAAAUUUCGGCCUUGAUUAGCUCGCAAUCCCCACGGAUUACAACGAAUCUUGCGCUGUCCGCCCUGACCGUUUCCCAUAUGCUGGAACCCACUGUAAAUGGCGGCGCGUUAAUGCCAUCGCAAAGAAUUAGCAUAUUGCUAAUUGGACUUUUGAUCAGCCGCUAUAUAUAUAUUUAAGUGUAUUUUUAGAUAAUCAUACGGUCUUACAAAUCAAGUGAAUUCUUGGUGCCAAACAUCUAGCAGUUAAGUUAGGAACCCCCAUCGUGCCUUUAGCAGGUAGGGAUUGACCCUCUUUAUAAUGUGAUAUUAGCAAAAUUACUUGUUGAAAUAUACGGCGACUCACAUUGAAGACAUGGAUACGAGUAUUAAAUAUUGAACACUUGUAAGUUUCAAUUAUACCGACCAAAGCAGCGUUAUUUACCUAUUAUUAUAGCUAAUCAAUCUAAUGUAAUGUAUUGUACUAAAGUUAAUAUGGUUUAUAAAGCACGCCACAUAUGUA